Molecule: messenger RNA, 2313 nt
Organism: Apis dorsata (giant honeybee)
Lineage: Eukaryota; Metazoa; Arthropoda; Insecta; Hymenoptera; Apidae
Product: poly(A)-specific ribonuclease PARN-like
Exons: 11
Coding region: 171-1733 (520 amino acids)
Biological process (GO): nuclear-transcribed mRNA poly(A) tail shortening
Cellular component (GO): cytoplasm; nucleus
Molecular function (GO): poly(A)-specific ribonuclease activity; metal ion binding; RNA binding
Source: RefSeq, a predicted model, not a curated record
UCAUUAGAGUUCUCAUUCUAACCUAUCUAUUUAAUGUGGUCAAGUAUGAAAAGAUCGCAUAGGAUCAAUGGAUCCUGUUAAUUUUCGUGUUUAAUUUCAGUUUCGGGAAUGAAAUAAAAGACGUUCGUUAUAGGUUGAGUGUGGAUUAACAAGUGCAAGAUUAAAAAAAAAUGGAAGUGACUUCUUCGAAUUUUCAAGAGGUCCUAGUGGAAUUAGAUGAAAUUUUGAAGAAUGCAACAUUUCUUUGUAUCGAUGGAGAAUUUACAGGACUUAAUUCAGGACCUGAUGCCGGUGUCUUUGAUACACCUGCUCAGUAUUAUGCAAAAUUAAGAACAGGAUCAAUGGAUUUUCUUCUUAUACAAUUUGGCCUUUCUGUCUUUACAUUUAAUAAAGAAAUGCAAAAGUAUAAUCAACGAUCCUAUAAUUUUUAUGUUUUUCCACGUCCGUUAAAUCGUACAGCUCCAGAUUGUAGAUUCAUGUGUCAAACUUCCAGUAUAUCAUUUCUAGCGUCACAAGGAUUCGAUUUUAAUAAACUUUUCAAAUUGGGCAUUCCUUAUUUAACCGCAAAUGAAGAAGAAAAAUUGAUGAAACGAUUAGAGGAAAAACAAAGGAUAAGAGAUGAAGCAGCAGAAAUAUUGCCUAUUUCGGACGUCGAAAGACCUCAGAUUGAAGAGAUUUGUUCGAGGAUAGAUGAAUUUGUCACUUCCGAAACAGAAGAACUAUUGAUAGAAAAAUGUAAUGCUUUCAUUAGACGACUCGUGUAUCAGGAAGUAAAAUUAAGAUGGCCAAACAAAUUAAAAGUUGAAAGUAAAAUGAACAAUUUUGGAUGCAGUCUUGUAGUACAAAGAUUAGGAACUAAGGAAGAAGAAGAACAAAGAGAGAUUGAGAAAAGAGAAAGAGAAAAGACAGAAAUUCAACAAGCAGUUGGAUUAAGUAUUCUUAUGAGGAAAAUUGCAGAUUCCGGAAAAUUAAUAGUUGGUCAUAAUAUGUUAUUAGAUCUCUGUCAUAUAGUACAUCAAUUUUUUGGACAAUUACCGGAAUCAUAUUUGGAGUUUAAGAGUCUUGUUCAUAGUCUAUUUCCAAGAAUUUUAGAUACAAAAAUAAUUUGCCAUUCGCAGCAAUUUAAGGAAAAUAUACCAUCGUCGAAUUUAGGUAUAUUACUAGAAACUGUUAGUAAAUCACCGUUUAAAAUUACAGAAGUGGAACCUACCGAUGGUAGAAGUUAUUCUACAUUAUCAGAAAAAUGUCACGAGGCUGGUUACGAUGCAUAUAUAACUGGAAUAUGUUUCAUUGCAUUGUCCAAUUAUCUUGGUACCUUACAAAAACCUGAAGUGCCGAUAGUUUUAUCGGAUUCACCUUUACUCAAUCCUUUUUUAAAUAAACUUCUCAUAGCAAGAUUAAAAGAUGUACCGUAUAUAAAUCUUGUUGGAGACGAUCCUAAUCCAAGUAGAGACCAUGUAUUCCAUUUAACAUUCCCAAAAGAGUGGAAAUUUAAUGACAUAUCUCACUUGUUUAGUCCAUUUGGAAGUGUGCAUGUGUCAUGGUUAAGUGAUAUAUCCGCAUACAUAGAAUUACAUCGUCGGGAUCAAGUCAACGAGGUGAUGAAAGUUCUAGCUAAAACGAGUACCUAUAAAUUACAAAGGUAUGCCGAUUACCAAGCUUCUUUAGAAAGCUUCAAUACAGGAGAGCGCAAACGAAAAUUAUCUUCGUCCGACAAAAUCGUUGAUUACUGAACACGCUUAUAGAAGUAGCGGCGAAUAAUUCGAUUCAUCAUAGCCAUAAGUUAUAAGCUAAAGACGGAAGUGUUGAUAUCGCAAGAUGCGGGAUAUUAAACGUUGGCAAGAGUUCAGGUGUCAUAACUUAAAAGAAGGAAGAGUAACGUGUUAUCGGAGACCGAGGAAUAAGUCGUACGCUGGUUGAUGGUAAUUUCAAACAUGCCGUGGCUGAAAGAAAACGGCGUGGAUGAGCACAGAGAGAGAGGCGACGUUUCGUAGUCUGGUCGGCUUCUUAGGAUUUCCUGUACACGAGAGAUUUGCAUAGGGUCGUAGAGCUCAUUCUAAAUUAAUGCCAACGACGCUUGUUACACGCGUGUCUUGACUUCCUCCUUCUUCAGCUGCUGCCGCCGCCUUCUGCGCUUUCCUAUUUUUCCCGUUGCUCUUGCCACGUUCGACGCUUCUUCUCUCUUCGUCCAUUCCUUUGCCACCUUCGUUCCUCCUCGAUCACCAUGCUAUAGGGUCGCCAGUAAAUCAGAGUUCCUCGCCCUUGUCGACGAGACUUAUCGGAGGCGGCGAUCGCGUAUCGAUCUUGCUGCUA